CUCCUUAGAGCGGCAAGCAGCUGAGCCCAAGAUGGCGGCGUGCGCAUUGCGGUCGCUCUGGCGAACGCGGCUUCAGCGGCUGCUCUUUGCAGAGGCACCAGCGACGUUCCGGCGUCGAGCUGUCGCCUCCGCUCCUCCUGUCUAUAACUCUGGAUUCCAGAGCGAAUACAGCUUAGAUAAACUCUAUCCGUCGUCGCCGCAAAAAGAAACCGACAAAACCAAGGACAGGGCCAAGCCAGCUGUUCCAGACAUUCCUGUGGAUCGUUUGUCUAUAUCCUAUUGCCGGAGUAGUGGCCCAGGAGGCCAAAAUGUUAAUAAAGUGAAUACUAAGGCAGAAGUCCGAUUUCAUUUGGAAUCAGCAGACUGGAUUGCAGAAGAUGUGCGACAGAAGAUGGCAGUGAUGCACAAGAAUAAGGUCAGUAAAUCUGGAGAGCUGAUAAUCACCUCUGAAGUGAGUCGCUAUCAGAUGAGGAAUUUGGCAGACUGCUUGCAAAAACUCAGAGUCAUGAUUGCAGAAGCCACUGCAGAGCCUAACGUUCCAUCCAAGGAGACCAUGGACAUGAUCAGGAAAAGGGUGGAGAAAAUGAAUCGUGAACGUCUCCGACAAAAAAGAAUUCACUCUGCUCUAAAGCAAAGCAAGCGGAUAGACUUGGACUAAACAUGAUGGAAAAGGAGAACGCAUACUGGCCUGGGACACUUUCUUUGGACUAUUCCUUGAACUAGGAAAAGAACAUAACUUUUUAUGAGCUCUUUAUGUAAAAAUAAAACAUAUACCAUCAAA
Molecule: messenger RNA, 781 nt
Organism: Varanus komodoensis (Komodo dragon)
Lineage: Eukaryota; Metazoa; Chordata; Lepidosauria; Squamata; Varanidae
Gene: MRPL58
Product: mitochondrial ribosomal protein L58
Exons: 6
Coding region: 32-658 (208 amino acids)
Biological process (GO): mitochondrial translational termination
Cellular component (GO): mitochondrial large ribosomal subunit
Molecular function (GO): translation release factor activity
Source: RefSeq, a predicted model, not a curated record